Molecule: messenger RNA, 848 nt
Organism: Lolium perenne
Lineage: Eukaryota; Viridiplantae; Streptophyta; Magnoliopsida; Poales; Poaceae
Source: RefSeq, a predicted model, not a curated record
UGCCCACCCACACCCACCACCACCAGAGAGAGCCAUAAAGCAAAAACACCGCACCCAACACGGAAGCUUCCGACCUCCGAUCCACCACCACCAACACGACACCAGCACUCGGAGGAGGCGGCAGCUCCCUCGUCGACGUCGCCAGGGACGCGCGCGCGACUUAGACGAGAGGGGGAGAUGAGACGGCCGCACGGCGCAUGCGCCAGCAGAUCCAGCCCGGCCGCCGCUUUCUUCCUUGCCGCCGCCGCGAUCUGCGCCCAGUUCGCGACAGGACUAGCUGCUGAUCCGUCCAAGGAUGAUGACAAAGCUCAGUCAAAAGGUCAUACUGGCCAAACAGUUCUGUUUGUGCUGAUAGGAAUUGGGGCAGCCAUUCUGUUAUCAUUCUUCCUUUUCAAGUAUUGGCAGAAGAAGAAGAGAGAGGAACAACAUGCACGGCUGCUGAAGCUAUUUGAAGAGGAUGAUGACAUUGAGAUGGAGCUUGGUCUUAGAGAUUGAAAAAAUCUUAUUUGUACAGCAAGAGUAUCUUGGCUGACAAGGUUUUCCUGGCAGAUCAGCACUUCAGUUUCAUGUUAAUGUAAAGAAUUUGUUGUAUUUAAACUUAGACAGACCUGCCGAGGAAGGUCUACUGUACCUUAGUAUUAUAUGAUGAAUAUCUUGGCAUGCAUGGUCCAUGAGAAUAGUUCUUAGGAAGUGUCAAGGUUUUUGUAAUAUUCUUUCCUUACAAGAAAUUUCUGCAUAUAUACACUUACUGCGCUGUGCCUCCUGUCUGUAUUGCAUCAAUGCCAAUCUGCAGUGGGUGGAGAGCUCGAAUUCUGGCCUCUAUUUAUGAUUUAUCUUACCUUCUCUUC